AGUCAUGAGACUUAGAAAAGUCUAUCGCAAAGACCGUUUAGAAAACAGUACUAAGAAGAAAGGAAACUUCAACAAGAACAACAAGAUAUCAGUGGUCAACURUCAGGAUGUCCCAAUGUUUGCACGAGAACCGUUUAUUCUUACAGGGUACAGGACAAGUGCCACAAUCCCAGAAUGCAUUACUUCGUUAUUCAGGACUCACAACGAGACUUUCAACAUAUGGAGCCAUAUUCUAGCAGCCAUCAUGUUUUCACUGUACUCAACAUACAGCCUGACUGGACAGCAGUACAUCGGCCAACCAGAAUCCUAUCCUAUACUUUGCCUUUGUAUGAUCACGAUCUUAGCAUUUUUAUCAAGCGCUUUUGCGCAUCUCUUUGGCUGUAUUUCCUGGAAAUGCCAAAACAUAUGUUUCUAUUUAGACUACGCUACAAUAAGUGCUUAUACCUUUACAGGCGCCAUGUGUAUUUAUUACUAUUUUCCAGUUCCACCAGAUUCUGGGAAGCUUUUUUUGUUUAGGAAUGAGUUGGUGUUCCUCGGUAUGGCAAUGUUGCUUUCUAUUAAUAAUUUAUUCACAUCUUGCUUAUCAAGGCACCGCUUUAGAAAAUAUGGGUUUAUUUUCCGAAUUAUGUCUUUUGGUGUUAAGUAUUAUUUCGACAUUUCUCCUUUUGUUUAUCGCUGUUAUAUGUCCAGUUCUUAUUGCAGUUAUAGUUCUAUAAGAUAUUUAAAGCGCAGCUUUUUGUGGUACAAUUUAGCCGCGUUUAUCAAUAUGUCCAUGCUUCCAGAGAGGCUGUCGCCGGGCCGUUUCGAUUACUUUGGCGCUAGCCAUCAAAUUUUCCACGUUUUCAUGUCCUUGGGAAAUUUUGAUAGCUUUCAUGUCUUUUACGAUGUUUUAUCUGACCAGAAAUACUACAAAACUACCGGUACCCACCAGCCAGGGUUGCUAACCACCUUUGGAGUGUYUCUUAUCUUCAUGGCGAUUGCGUUUAUGAUUGUGUCAGGUUUUGUGCGAAUCUGGUUAACACCUGAAGAAGAGAAAGUACAUAAUAAAUAGAAGGGAAUGGUUUGGAAACCUUUUGUUGUAUUUCUUUUGUGCAUCUUUUGUAUGUGUUUUGUSGUUGAAUCAGUCAAGACCGUGCACAACUUGUUUG
Messenger RNA from Exaiptasia diaphana, 1148 nucleotides. Its product is annotated as membrane progesterone receptor epsilon-like. Gene Ontology annotation, molecular function: signaling receptor activity. The transcript is spliced from 2 exons. Gene Ontology annotation, cellular component: membrane. The record is from RefSeq and is a predicted model, not a curated record. Bases 5 to 1051 code for a protein of 348 amino acids. NCBI's taxonomy places the organism in Eukaryota, Metazoa, Cnidaria, Anthozoa, Actiniaria, Aiptasiidae.